Molecule: messenger RNA, 1145 nt
Organism: Candidula unifasciata
Lineage: Eukaryota; Metazoa; Mollusca; Gastropoda; Stylommatophora; Geomitridae
Source: the annotation of a GenBank genome assembly
AGGCUGUAUUGGAGGAACUCAGUGACAUGACCUCAGCCAAGAGGACCUCUCCUCAGUGUGUGGACACAGAGACCAGAACUGCAGAUGCCUCACCUGAAGGAGCUCAUUCCAGAAAAGCUUCCCCCAUUCCAGGAAAGGUUCUUAUCGGCAAAGGCCACCCAGAGAGGAAGAGGAGAGCUAGUUGUGAAAGUGGUGAUAGUGUUGUGACAAAAACUAGUGAAGGCAAGGAUGAAGAAGAUGAUGAUGACAAUGAUGAUGAUGAGAAGAUUCCGGUUGGUCAAAACAUAGAUCCCGAGCGACUGAAAGCAUUUAAUAUGUUUGUGCGCUUGUUCGUGGAUGAAAACCUGGACAGAAUGGUACCGAUAUCCAAACAGCCCAAGGAUAAGAUUCAAGCAAUCUUAGAAGCAUGUGAUAGACAAUUCCCUGAGUUUAACGAGCGAUCCAGAAAAAGGAUAAGAACCUACCUCAAAUCCUGCAGACGUCUACGUAGAUCAAAAGAACAUAAUGGAUAUGAGCCUCUUCGGCCCACCCCUCCACAUUUGACUUCUGCUGCUGCUGAAAGCCUCUUGGCCACAGCUUGCGAGAAUGAAAGUCAGAACGCCAAGCGCAUGCGCCUUGGAUUAGAGCCCCUAUCGGCUUCAGUGAUGUCCUCACACAACCUUGCUGUCACACCACAGACACCACCCAACACACAACCAGCACCCCAGCCGCAGCUUCAGCCAGCCGUGACAACAGCCCAGCCCCACAGAAUGGCCUCACCCAGGCCAGGCAACUGCUCAGUCUCCGCAGACUUCAUGCGCCAUCAGCCGCCUGCAGCCACAUUCCGACCAGCUCAAGAGUUCACCCAGUCUUUCUUCACAAACGGGCAUGGUGCAGCUUUGUUCAGGCCAGGUUUUUCUAGCUACCAACAGCCAGCCCAUUAUCAUCCCACCUUAUUGCCACAUGCUACCAUUACAGCGAAUGCCACCACAAAUGGGGAUGUGGGUCCCACUGAUCUCAGUGUAAAGAAAUCCAACAGCAAGGGCCAGUUGAGUCCCUCUGAAGUUACCGCCAUCAAACAGCUCAUUGCAGGGUAUCGAGAAUCAGCGGCCUUUCUUUAUCGUUCAGCAGAUGAACUAGAACAACUGUUAUUGCAGCAGAACUGA